AUGGAGGCUCAGGAUGAGGAAGAGGACGACAAUGGUCCUCCACCUGCGCAGCAGCCUACGUUCGCUGCUUCGCAGGCAUCAACAUCUGCAAAGGGCGCGGCAGCAGCAGCUCAACGGGACAACGUGUCGGACGACGAGGAAGAGGGCCCGUUGGAUGCUACCCCGCCCCCUCAAACACUACCAGCUUCGCAGCCGGCAGCGUCGCAGGCGCCGAAGGAGGAACGCAAGGGCCCGCGCGCACGUCUCGUCAUUCACAAGCUCACGCUCGUCAACUUCAAGAGCUAUGCGGGGAAGCAGGUCAUCGGUCCUUUCCACAAGUCGUUCUCAGCUAUCGUCGGCCCCAAUGGCUCGGGCAAGUCCAACACGAUCGACGCCCUCCUGUUCGUCUUUGGGUACCGCGCCACCAAGAUGCGCCAGGCCAAGCUCUCCGAACUCAUUCACAACUCCGCCCGCCACCCCGACCUCGAGGAGUGCUCCGUCGAGGUGCACUUCCAGGACAUCAUCGACGAGCCAGGCGACGAGAAGUUCGAGGUCGUCCCCGGCUCCGACCUCCGCGUCGCGCGCCACGCGAACCGCCAGAAUGCCAGCCGCUACACCAUCAACGAGCGCCUGAGCAACUACACCGAGGUGCAGAAGCUCCUCAAGGGCCGCGGUAUCGACCUCGACCACAAGCGGUUCCUCAUCCUGCAGGGCGAGGUCGAGAGCAUCGCCCAGAUGAAGCCCAAGGCGACGAACGAGCACGAGGAGGGGCUGCUGGAAUACCUGGAGGACAUCAUUGGCACGUCGCAGUAUGUGGAGCAGAUUGAGAAGGCGCAGGCUGAGAUGGAGCAGCUCACGGAGGAGAAGGCGGAGAUGAUGACGAAGCUGAGGCGCGCGGAGAAGGAGAAGGACGGGCUGUCGAAGGAGAAGGAGGAGGCGGACAGCUAUCUGAGGCUCUGCAAUGAGCGCACGCAGGCGCGCUCCGCCAAGGUUGAGGCGAAGCUCGCGUCCGAGAAGGAGAAGAACAAAGACGACAUCGAGCACUUUGAGCAACUCCAGGCGCAUUACAACGACAAAGAAGCCGCGUUCAAGGAACUCAAAACUGCCGUGGACACUGCAACGAAGGAGCUUGCGGAAAACGAGAAGGAGCAAGUUACUCUACAGGAGCGAUACAAGGGCGUCGACAAGAAGAUGAAGAAGCUCAAGAAGGACGUUCAGGAGGCGACGAAGCAGCGUAACAACGCGAAGAACACGAUCGACGAGUCGACCGAGAAGCGCGAGAAGAAUCAGGCGGAGCUCGAGAAGCAGGAGCAGCGAAUGACCGACGAACACGCCGUGCUCAUGGAAAUGCAGACCAAGCUCUCUGGCAAGACGCAGAAGUUCACCGUCGAGAUUGAGAAGCGGCAGAAGGAGCUGGCGCCCUGGACCGAGAAGAUCAACGACAAGCAGGCUGAGAUCAAUGUCGCUACGAGCGAGCGCGAUGCCCUCAUGAAGAAAGCUCAAGACCACGAGGAGGCACUGCGUGCCGCCGAGGAAAACCUCAAGGAGCUACGUUCCGAUCAGAAAGUGAAGUCGGACGGCCUCAAUGAGACGAAGGCGAAGAGGGCUUCCGUUGACGAUGACAUCCGGGAGGCGAGCAUGCGCGUGGAGGCUGCACGUACCGCUGUGGAAGAUUGUCGUCGCAAGGCCUCAGCCGCUAGGCAACGCCUCGAUGAGGUGCGGGCGUCCCAAGCGGAGAGCAAGAGUCAGGGCAAUGUCGUCGACGCUCUCAAUCGCAUCCAGGCUGAGGGGCGUAUCAGCGGCUUCCAUGGCAAACUUGGCACUUUGGGUACGAUCCCCGACAAGUACGACGUGGCGAUCACGACUGCAUGCCCUGGCUUGCAGAAUCUCGUCGUCGACGACUUGAACAAUGGUCAGCUCUGUACGGACUACAUGCGCAGGAACAACGUGGGCCGCGCGACCUUCCUCAUCCUCGAGAAGCUAAGAAACAACAUUCCGGAUCGCGCGCCGACUCCUGAGAACGUGCCCCGUCUGUUCGACCUCGUCAAGCCCAAGGACCCGCGCUUCCGGCCAGCCUUUUGGAGCGUCAUUCGCGAGACGCUCGUCGCUGAGAACCUAGAGCAGGCCAACCGCAUCGCCUACGGGUCGGAGAAGCGCUACAAGGUCGUCACUCUCGCCGGUCAGCUCAUCGAGCCGUCGGGUGUCAUGUCCGGUGGUGGAAGCCGCCCUCAGUCUGGCGGUAUGAGCUCCAAGCUUACCAACACGGUGUCGCCGCAGCAGGUGCGCGACCUCGACAACCAGCACCAGAAGGCGCAGGAGAAGCUGCGUCUGGCGACCGAUGAGCUGGAGGCUGCUGAGCAGGAGCUGGAUCGCUUGAAGCGCUCCGCCCCUGAGCUGUCUGUAACCUGCGACAAGCUCGAGAUGGACCUACAGAACAGCAAGAAGCUCAUUCAGGAGGCGGAGAAACGCGUCUCGGAUCUGAAGGCUGCGUCGCAGAGGCCCAACACGAGCGACAAAGCGCGCAUUGCUUCCCUGGAGGCCACUAUAACCUCAGCUACGCGCGCUCUGGAGAAGCUCGAAGCUGAGGCGGGCAAGAUCCAGUCCGUCAUCAAUGACCUCGAGCAGAAGAUCCUCGACGUCGGCGGCUCCGAGCUGCGCGCGCAGAAGUCCAAAAUCGACGGUAUCAAGGAGUUCAUCAAGAUCGCCACCGACGCCAUUACGAAGGCGGAGGUCGACAAGGCUAAGGCCGAGCGCGACCUCGUCAAGUACGGCGAGGUCAUUGACAAGGCUGGCGAGGAGCAGGCUCAGCUUCAGGCCGACGCCGAGGAGCUUCAGAAGGCGCUCUCUGAGAUGGAGGAGUACGUUGAUUCUGUGCGCGAUCGUCUCAAUCAGGUUCGCCAGAAGGCCGAGAAGGAGGAAGAUAUCCUGGGGCAGCUGAAGACGGAGGUGGACGAGCAGGAGGAGAAAGUCCAGUCCUUCCGGAAGAAGGAGGCGCAGCUCAAGCGCAAGCUCGAGGAGCUUGCUCAGACAAAGCGGGAGUGUGAGGCCAAGAGUGAGCAGAUUGCUGAGGAGGAGGGCGAACUGGAGGACGAGGAUGAUGAGGACGAGGACGAAGAUGAUGAGGGUGAGGAUGGACAGGCUAUGGACGUAGACGGUAACGCGCCUGGUGCAUCUGCGGCUCCCGCUGAAGCGGACGAUCCCCCCCGCAAAUCCACUCCAGACUACAAAGUCGACCAACGUGGCAUGCGAGUCUGGCAGGAAGACGAAGUGCGGCGCCUAAACAAGAACGAAUUGCUUGCUGACUACGAAGUGCUCGACGAACGGAUCAAGGCUGCUCGCCCGAAUCUGACUGUCCUCGAAGAGUACAAGAAGGUCAAGCGCAAAUUCAUGGAGCGUCUGGAGGAGUACAACGACGUGUACGCCCGCCGCGAUGCGAAGAAGGCCGAGUUCGACGACCUGCGCAAGCGGCGGCUCACCGAGUUCGCGACCGGCUUCAACCAAAUCUCACUCAAGCUGAAGGAGAUGUAUCAGUUGAUCACCAUCGGCGGGAACGCGGAGCUGGAGUACCACGAUAGCUUGGACCCGUUCUCGGAAGGCAUCGACUUCAGCGUGAUGCCCCCCAAGAAGAGCUGGAAGAACAUCGGCAACCUCUCGGGCGGCGAGAAGACGCUGAGCUCGCUCGCGCUCGUCUUCGCUCUGCAUGUAUACAAGCCAACGCCUCUGUACUUCAUGGACGAGAUCGACGCCGCGCUGGACUUCCGCAACGUGUCCAUCAUCGCGAAUUACAUCAAGGACCGGACGGAAAACGCGCAGUUCAUCAUCAUCUCACUUCGAAACGACAUGUUCGAACUGAGCAACCGGCUGAUUGGCAUCUACAAGACGUCGAACGAGACGCACAGUAUCGCUGUCGACAACGACGCGCUGAUGGCGAGGGCGCAGGCUGCCCGGGACGCAGCAGCCGCAUCCGCCUCGCCUCGGAAGACGGCAGCCUCCCCGGCGAAGGGGACACCUCGGCGUCAGCUAGCUUCCUCCGCGGCGAACUCGCCGCGCAGCCCCGCCGUUCGCGCACGAUAG
This is a messenger RNA of Schizophyllum commune H4-8, 4053 nucleotides long. Its product is annotated as RecF/RecN/SMC protein. Gene Ontology annotation, biological process: mitotic chromosome condensation. Lineage: Eukaryota; Fungi; Basidiomycota; Agaricomycetes; Agaricales; Schizophyllaceae. Gene Ontology annotation, molecular function: ATP hydrolysis activity; protein binding; ATP binding. The record is from RefSeq and is a predicted model, not a curated record. The transcript has 16 exons. The coding region runs from base 1 to 4053 and encodes 1350 amino acids. Gene Ontology annotation, cellular component: chromosome.